Messenger RNA from Bipolaris oryzae ATCC 44560, 2910 nucleotides. RefSeq lists its product as uncharacterized. The transcript is spliced from 2 exons. NCBI's taxonomy places the organism in Eukaryota, Fungi, Ascomycota, Dothideomycetes, Pleosporales, Pleosporaceae. Gene Ontology annotation, molecular function: protein binding. Bases 1 to 2910 code for a protein of 969 amino acids. The record is from RefSeq and is a predicted model, not a curated record.
AUGGACAACGCCCACCAGCCGCCUGUCGGCCAAGGGAGCAGCAUCCACAAUCAUGACGCCCAAACCCUCUUUGAUGGCUCGGUGCGCACGUCCGGCGACACUGAGGGUACAGACAAUGGCUCAGGCUUACGUAGUACUCCACCUCCCAGCCUCUUUUCGCCCCAUAUAACUUCAGUCACUCCUUCUGAACCAUCUGCCUCAGUUGGUGAAGGUUCAAGGCUCCGUGCACCCCACAGGAGGAUCCUCAGUCAUUCCAGCUCUAUGCCCUCUCUCGCAAACCAUCCCAGCAUGCCGAAGCGGCCGUCAAGGCCACUGGCCCCAGAAGAACGCCCACCUAUAGUCCAGCUGCAGGCGGAGAUUGAGCAGGCACAAAAGAGCGCCGAUGAUCCAAACACGCCCCUGGAGGACUCUGGCAAAAGACGCACCACUCUAGAUCUUAUGCGUUCAGAGCAUGCUUUCCGUACAGAAAUAAGUACCCUUUUCAGCGAAAGCGCUGCAGCCUCAGCCUCACGUGCUCCGUCCUAUAACAACGCAACGGGCCCCCUGUAUCUGCGAGCCUCGGGCGAAGCAAUUCCCCUUCCAGAUCACCUCUAUUCCCGUGGAUUGCUAGAAGGCCGCCAUUCAGACAUUACCAUCAUAGCCUUUGGCCAGCGCUACUCUCUACAUCGCUUAAUCCUCGAUCGCGCACCAUUCUUCACCACUGCCCUUUCUGAGCCAUGGCUCGAAAGCCAGUCCAAAGAAGUCACUCUACACCCCGAAGAGAUUGACUCUAGCAUCACUCAAGCAGCCUUUGAGCUUGCCAUACGGAAGCUUUACGGCGUCGACAUUUCGAAAGACAUGGACGCCGAAGCUGUGGGCCUGUUCGCGACAGGAUGUUGGCUGGAAAUGCAGGACCUCAUAGAUUCGGCCAUUGAGUCUAUCCUGCGUCAGAUGGCCCCUGAAACGCUUGCCUACCUCAUCCGGCUCGUCACUUCCAACUACUACGGCCGCUCCGGCGAUCGCAUCCUCGAGUCGGCCAAGGCUAUGCUGAGUAGGAAUGGCUGGGAGAUGCCGCUGAAGUAUUGGGACGAUAUGCCGGGCGAUAUCAUUCGUGAGCUGGUGGGCUCCGAUGGCUUUUUCGUAGACAGCGAGUGGGAUCGGUGGGUGCUCGCAAAGCGCCUUCUUGAUCGCCGACUGCGACUGGCGGCUAUUGAUGCUGGACUGAUACAGCGAGGGCAGAAACCCGUACCGCAAGCCCCCAAUUCUCUACGCUUCAACGCUGUUCGUUUCGAUGGCGUCUAUCGGCAGAAUGCCCUAACCGCCGCUCACUCAUCGUCCGACGCCCACGCCGAAUGGCUAGCACUGUACACGCUACCCGACAUUGAACGCAUACUUGUGCUGCUGGAUGAGGGUAUCCAUUACAUUCACAUGGAGUUUGAGCAGCUCGAGUUUAUCAAGAGUGCGCGCGAUGUCUUUGGCCUCCCCGUCAUGCCUGAUAGCGUGAUCUCUAACUCGCUCUGGCAGCAAUUGGCGCUUCGUCAAAGGGUACUCAACACGGAUGAAAAUUCACAGGAAUUAGGGCUCUCGCAGUCGCUCCCCGGCCCCGAAGCAUUCAAUGUGGCUACCAAGAGUGGGAGCGAGUUGACCUUAAAGGGCCAACAGGAAGAGAAGACGGCAGACAAUGGUAUACUUGAGUCGGAUAGCUGGGAUGGAAACGGAAAGCCACGCAAGUUUUGGAUUCCAAGCUCAGACUGCAACAUAGUGCUCGGCAACGGGGCUGAACCUGUUGUCACGACGUCAAGCUCCUUCCAACGUCAUGCCUCGCGCCUGUCGGCCACCCUACAGCCUGAAGAUGCCCAAUGGGCAACGGAUUUUGCAUCAACUCCAGCAACCUUGACUAACCCAAAUACGCGUAUGGACUUUCCUCGUCGCCCGAUAUCUGCGGGCGGUGGGAACGCUGGGCAGCCAAGGCCGAUUGCUUACACUGAGUUCCCUCCUUUCCGCUUCUCCGCCGAAUUCCCCAACCCUCGCUUCCUCAAAGAGAAGAAGCGUGUAUACUCGCGCACAGUAUCAUAUGCUGGAUCUCUCUGGAACAUCUACAUCCAAAAGGUCCGUUCUGCGAAGAACGUGCAACUUGGUGUCUACCUCCAUCGCGCAAAAGAGCGCGAGGUAGACGAGACUGUCCAAGCCAGCGUUCUCAGCCAGCAAAACGAUGGCACCGUUGAUGAGCGUAUCGGACGUUUGGAAAGGGAAAUGCUCAUGCGCAGCGAUCCACGCGAUCGGAGACGCAGCACCCGUGUUCCCUUUGUCGACUCGACUGCCGAAGACGACACGUCUGGCAGCGGCGGCGACCCUGAUCCAACACUAGGCUCUCCCGGCCUCCACAGCUCCAUCUUCACCGGCAACACCCUCAGCUCUCGACGCAGCAACAUGUCCCGCAGCAACAUGUCGCGCAUCCCUUCGCGCGGCCUCCCACAAUGGGGCUUCCACAACAUGAAUACCUCCCUCCCCCAAUCUAGCGAUUCCCCCUAUUCCCCCUCCGAACACGAAUCCGACACCUCCGACUCCGACCAAGACUCCGACACAGCAGCCUACACAAACCCCUCCCUCCCAUCCCGCUCCCAACGCAAAACCCGCUCCCUGAUCCCCGCUCUCCCGCCUUACGUCGACGCCCGCCCCACUAUCAAAACAUACUUUAAGAUUUAUAGCCCGUCAAAGGGAGGUAGGAUGUUGAGUAUAUACGAGAGUGCGCCUGAUCGGUUCAACUUUAGUCAGAGUUGGGGGUGGAAGAGUAGUACGCUUAUGCUGGAUGAGAUUACGCUGAGUGGAGAGACCGAGGAUGCGCUUGGGGGUGGGGGGUUAAACCCGCCGCCUGUGAUCAAGAAGACGGAUGGGAAGUUGCGGUUUAUGGUCGUUAUUGGGAAUUUGUGA